Molecule: messenger RNA, 1429 nt
Organism: Cimex lectularius (bed bug)
Lineage: Eukaryota; Metazoa; Arthropoda; Insecta; Hemiptera; Cimicidae
Gene: Sptr
Product: sepiapterin reductase
Exons: 5
Coding region: 532-1302 (256 amino acids)
Biological process (GO): tetrahydrobiopterin biosynthetic process
Molecular function (GO): sepiapterin reductase (NADP+) activity
Source: RefSeq, a predicted model, not a curated record
GCACUGCAAGUCGAACCCCGUUUCCACGUUAGCCAGGAUGCGCUAGAAUCGUCAGCAAUGAUUCACUCGACUUUCUAUGACAGACUGUCAGUGAUACUGUGAUAGCGACAGUCAGAAAUAUUCUGUCUAAAACGGCCCGGGUGGGGAAAAAAAUGGACCCGUGGAAAAAGGAAGAUUCGAACAGCCACGCGGAUCUACCUGGGGAAAAAUUCGAGGACGAUUUUGUCGAAAAACUAAAUCUCCCGGACUCCGCCGACUACCUCGCAAGGCUAGAAAGGAAGCUUGCGUCAGCGAAAAGCAAAGAUAAAGGUCUCCUCGAGUCGCUUGAGAAGACGAGACAGGACUGCAUCGUGAGGCUCCUCACGGAAGACGUCACUACAUCGGAGCCGAUUGCCGACGAGGACAUCCCGACCAAGUGGCUCAAAAGCUAUAUCAACCCGCAACAGGCAUUAACAGUUGGCGAACUCGUCGAGUUGGUCAAAGCCGACCAUUUGGCCCAAGCGUCUGACGAAAGUCAAAUUGAACAACAAGAUGGGCAAGCUUAAAGGGAAAAAAGCGUUAUGCGUCGUGACUGGCGGCAGUCAGGGCAUCGGUCAAUGCAUCGCUGUUGAAAUGUCGAAACUUUUUUCACCUGGGUCCAAAAUUCUCCUCGUAGCAAGGUCGAAAGAAGGCAUGGAAAAAACACGUCAGCAGAUUUUAACCACAACAGAAGACAUGUCUGUCAAGAAUUAUCAGUUUGAUCUGUGCAAGCCUGAAUAUGACAAAUACAAUGAGAUGUUUCAAGAGAACAACGGUGAUUACGAAGUCGCCAUUCUGGUUCACAACGCCGGAUCAGAAGGAAAUGGCCGUUUUGCCGUAGACAUGAACGACUUUGAAGAAUGGCAGAAACAUAUGGCUUUGAACCUUUAUUCUGUCACGAUGAUGACAUCGGCGUUUCUGAAAGUCUAUACUAACUUGAAGUCUAAGACAAUUGUGAAUAUCACGUCUUUAGCUGCGGUUCAGCCUUUCAAGUCGAUGGGUUACUACUGCGUGAAUAAAGCUGCGAGGGAGAUGUACUUCAGAGUUCUCGCAGAGGAAAACCCCGAGCUUGAUAUCUUCAGCUAUUCUCCAGGCCCAGUCGAGACGGAUAUGGUUACGAGGUUAGUGGACAAAGUAUCGGAUCCUGAAGUCAAGAGCAUGUUUAAGACAAUGAAGGACGAAAGCAAGCUCGUAAAAGCGCAGGAUACUGUCAAGAAACUUCUUGACUGCUUGGAAACAUCUGAGUAUAAGUCAGGUGGAAGAAAAGAUUAUUUUGAUAGAUAAUUGAUGUAACAAAAUGUUUAAAAAACUAAAAAUGAAAAUACCCUUCUUUUUUAAAUAAAAUAUAUUAUUUUAAAAUCAAAUAAGUAUCUCGUAAUGUUUGAAAUACCAUACUGUGUAAUAGACUGAU